GGAGGGCAGGCGGCUGGCCGGCUGCAGUGUUUUGGCCAGCACUGGUCAGACUUGCCCCACACGCUCUAUUAACCAGUGUUUCCGUAUUCCUGGCAGUUUUUCCUUGCACCGAGCACCGCCAAGCAGCACCAGAGAGGCACGAGUACGUAAGAUAUAUUCGCCUUUGCCUGGUUUCGGUGUCAUGAAGGUAACCUGGCGGCUGGCUCCUCCACUGAGAUCGCCGCCGAGGGCCGCCAUCAUGGAUUCCUGCCUGUUCCAGCUUAUCCCUCAAGACCUCUUCGUUGACACUGUAGAGUCCAACAACUCCCUUGCCUCUGCACUGACCUGUCUCUUCGCCAACACUGAGGACAGCACUGCCCGCCUGUCACCUCCCUUGGUCCUUGAGGCUCAUCGCUUUAAGGACCACCUCUCUGCCAAGUUCGAGUGGGAUCUGACACUUACGGACGAGGGGGAGUGGGAUGAGGUGGGCGAGGUGGGGGAGUUGAUUGUUUACCCUCUCAAGUCAGGCCGCGGGGUCAAGGUCACUGAAGCGGAGGCGACCCGAUAUGGCCUGGCUGUUGACCUAAUGGAAGACAGGUCAUUCGUGGCGGCGUACCCCAGUAAUGUGUUGAGGGGGAAGUUUGAUAGCGGGAUGUUUGACCUAACCUUGACCCUGGACGGCAGUAUGGUCACCUUGAGAUGUAGGCAAGGGAAAGAGGAGGAAGAGAAGGAGGAGGUUCACUUUGACCUGCAGGACGUGAUGAAGGAGGGGAAAGUGGUCGAGAUCCCGGACUAUAGAUAUGAUGUGAAGGGAUAUGAUUGCGGGGACGAGGCGGCGGCGUGGCUCACCAAAGUCACGCAAGCCACACGCAAGGGGGAAAAUGUCAGACUGGUGUACAACGGUGACUUGAUGAGGAACAGGCGGCCAGAAACGGUACUGAAACUGAAUAUGCACAAGACUUACACCUACCGAUUCUACAAGCCUUCUGACAGGGUGACGUACGCGGAGAGCGCUGCCUACAUGCUGGCCUCAGAGACCUCGCUGGCGGAUCUCAACGAGCGACUGUUGAAGAAGGUGACUCUGGACUGGUUUAGACCCAACCUGGUGGUGCGGGGCGUACGGCGAGCCUACGACGAGGACGACUGGGCCUACGUCAGGAUCGGGGACGUGGUACUACGCCGCGUGAAGCCCUGCACCAAACACGUGUUCAAGUACGUGGAUCCUGAGACCGGCGAGAAGAGCACGAAUCAAGAGGAUCGCGUGCUAAGGAAGACGCUUAUCAGUUCCCGCAAGAUUAAGGGACCAAAGAGCCUGGAAUACUACUUUAAGUAUACCCCAGUGUUUGGAGUGCAUCUGGGCAUUGAUAGUUGUGGGAAGGUGCGUGUGGGUGACAAGGUAGAGGUGGCGCGGGUGUCCUCCAACCCUCGCUGGGAACUGUGAAAGAGAGAGAGAGAGAGAGAGAGAGAGAGAGAGGAGAGAGAGAGAGAGAGUCUGUUUUGAAUUGAUUAAAAGUUUAACAAUAAAUUAUGUAUGUACUCACCUGUUUCAUAUUUAUUUUCCCACUGUCAUUAUUUUUUGUUUGUUGUAUAUUUGUUGAUUGCUUGCUGUUGUUGUAAUGUAAUAAAAUUAUUACUAUUGUA
Scylla paramamosain (green mud crab) is the source of this 1620-nucleotide messenger RNA. Its product is annotated as mitochondrial amidoxime-reducing component 1-like. The transcript has 9 exons. The record is from RefSeq and is a predicted model, not a curated record. Gene Ontology annotation, molecular function: pyridoxal phosphate binding; molybdenum ion binding; catalytic activity. The coding region runs from base 182 to 1420 and encodes 412 amino acids. Lineage: Eukaryota; Metazoa; Arthropoda; Malacostraca; Decapoda; Portunidae.